UAGACUGUUGUCAAGCAAUAAAUCCGGUCUUAAGCUCAACGCUUCCUUAAAGUUAUUAACUACCUAUACCCGUGAAGAAUCAUUCAGAAAUGAACAUGAGAAUUGUUUUACUGUUCGCUGCAGUUCUUCUGCAAGAAGCGUCAGCUAAUUUUUUGUGCUUCUGCAAUUUCCUGCAUCCAUACGGGUACUUUUUGUAUGCAUGUCCGAGUCAGACCAGUGAACUAAUUGGAAUCAUCUAUCCACCGGAUAACACUGACCAUUAUGUGGACCUGACGGCCCCUCACUGUGUGGCCGCCUUUAAUGCCCAGGCUCCAGAGGGGUGGGUGGCCGUAUAUUACAACACCAAUAACGUCAACAAGCUUGGCUACAUGCACAAAGAUUCGGGUUUCCUAGAUCUACAAUGCCCCGGGACACUUACCUUUAACGUUCAAAAGGUACACAAGUCCACCAAGUGUACCCACCACAUCGGCACCAUACCAGGAUUGGUUCUUCCCACCCCAGCUUCGCCGGGCCCAAUCACAUCAUCAACUAAACAACCGUUCAUGUGGGUCUCACUUUCAACAGCGCCCUCACCAGCUAUUCAAAUGAAUACUUGUGACGGACAGCUACUUGAGAUUGGCAUAAUCCAGAGGUCAACCGUGUUCAAUGCUGAUUCCCGCCAUUGUCCACAAUCUGCCGUAGCUGAUGAAGAGGGCGUCGUCAUGGCCUUCUGCAAGGCACCGGAAGUUGAUCAUUGGAAGCGCAGUCUGCAUGUUAUGAACAACUGCAAGUCCAUCCCGAAGUAUUCUCCUGUCUCGUAUUUUAGAGGAAACUCAGUACUAAGGGGAACGAAGUCUGGGAUUUUCGUAGAGUGCACUGGCACCAGUUUUGUGCUUGCCCGCCAGUUAUGUUCCAAUAUGUUCCUGGAGAAAGUACAAGUCCCUUCAUUCCUUGCCAGCAAUUAUCACGUGAUAGAGUGGUGAAAACGUGCGAUUUGAGAAGAUGAGUUCAUCUGUGAUAAACGUUGAACAAAUAAUAAACAAAAUCAUGUGGUGUCGUACAUUUUCUUGUUUUAUUGAAUGAUUCAUAUUAAUUGUAAGCCACGAGUCUACAGUGUAAUAUUAAACAACCUGUAAUCGGCUC
This is a messenger RNA of Ostrea edulis (European flat oyster), 1122 nucleotides long. RefSeq lists its product as uncharacterized. Bases 90 to 962 code for a protein of 290 amino acids. The transcript is spliced from 7 exons. The record is from RefSeq and is a predicted model, not a curated record. NCBI's taxonomy places the organism in Eukaryota, Metazoa, Mollusca, Bivalvia, Ostreida, Ostreidae.